AUGUCACCACUACAUCUACUCCGACUGCCACUCCUUCCUCUACAACACAUUAUUCAAACUUGGAAUAUCUAUGAAAUAUGUCAAUUUGCAAAAGUCUCCAAACGAACAAAAAACUUGGUAAAGUUAGCUGUUAAAAAAACAGCGUAUAUCAUUUUGAACAAUCUAGAGAAUUUUCAAAUUGAAACGACAAUCUCUGAAAGUGGUAGCAUGUCCCUAUGGGAUACUUGGCUGUUUAAGAUGAAAGAUGUCUCAGAAAGUGAUAACACGGAAUCAGAGGCAUAUAAUGAGAAUAAUCGGACACACACCUUCACUUUAGUUUCUGAGAAUCCUCUGCUUCGUUUUCUUGAGACUCUCAAAUUUCUCUUCGAAGUGUUUGAUUGUUCUAUUCACUGGGUCUACUGGAACAGCUGGAAAACUGAAGAUAUGCGACAAGUCAUCUAUUGGAUGAAUGGAUGUGAUAAACUGACAAAAGUAGAAAAUGUUCGGUUCUGUUUGAACGUCAAUAAUCAAAUGACACUUGCUUUGUUCCUGGGAACAUUUCAGAAGAAACUUGGACGGUUAUUCCUGCAUGGUGCUGUACCACCGCAAGGCAACACAGAUAUAACUCCACUCAAUUUUUCAAUAGAAAUGGAGAGAUUCAGUAAUUUUGGUAGCGCUAGAUGGGCCAAUUUACCUAUUUUAAUGUCUAUGAACACGUGCAAAAGUGUUGAUCUUGGAGUAUCACUCCUAUCUAAUCAAGAUCUGAAUGUAUUCCUUAGAAAUUGGAAGGAAGGGAAAUCAAAUUCGAUUCUAGAAGUUCUUCACGUCUAUGUACCAGAUCAAGAAGAUUGGAAGACAGUCUUGAAUGGAUUGGGAGCAGUUGUACGACAUCCAACACAAGUGACUAGAUGCUUGAAACAAUAUCAUUGGUACUAUGGUGGUGUGGAUAUUCAACGAGUCGAUGGGAAGAUUGGAACAGUUAUGUGGACACAUUAUUUUGGGUAUAAUGAAAAAGAGGAGAUUCCCAAAAACAUUAUUGAAGCAUUCGAGAAAACAAAACAAGAAUGGGUUGGGACUGAUAGUGACGUGGUUUUCGAGGAGAGAGGAAACGAGAUUCAAGUCUCAGACGAGGAGAAAAUAAUUGAACAACACCUUCCGGAGAACUGUUUCAACUUUACUUUCGUUGUCUGGAAGUAA
Molecule: messenger RNA, 1176 nt
Organism: Caenorhabditis remanei
Lineage: Eukaryota; Metazoa; Nematoda; Chromadorea; Rhabditida; Rhabditidae
Exons: 3
Coding region: 1-1176 (391 amino acids)
Biological process (GO): embryo development
Molecular function (GO): protein binding
Source: RefSeq, a predicted model, not a curated record